Molecule: messenger RNA, 342 nt
Organism: Prunus armeniaca (apricot)
Lineage: Eukaryota; Viridiplantae; Streptophyta; Magnoliopsida; Rosales; Rosaceae
Source: the annotation of a GenBank genome assembly
AUGUUGGGCCUUCGGUAUGCUAUGGGCCUCGGUAGGGCGUUCGAUCUGCAAGAUAACAAACGCUCAGUAAGACCUAGGGCAUCGGUGUGGUACCGGCCGAAAGCUCUUCGAUGUUUAAGUAAGUACGGAUUUAGUAAGAUUGAAUUGCAGAUCAAUAGGCAGUAUGCCAAUUUCGAUGUGGGACUGCGGACUCCAAUUGUGGGACUGCCACGUGUCCCUGGGGGUGAAGUUGCCCUAAUCGUGCGAUCGGUAGGAACGGUACCGAAGCUAGGUGCCGAAGGCUUCCAUAGCUCUAGUUUGGUCCACGUGUCCGAUGCUUAUUGGUUGUUCAUUUUGGUAUAA